AUGUCUGGGCCUGGGGGCGCGGUGAGGAGGGGUGACCGCGGCUCAGCCCACCUGAAGCGCUCCCGCCCAGAGUUUGAGGUGUUCCGAUACGGGCGACUCUCGGCAACUCACACACGCCGCCUCCACUCCAGCCGCGACUCUGGCCCCCGCUCCGGCUGCGGCCGCAGCUGCUCCCAAGUCGCUGGUGGCGGCGGCGGCUGUGGCCGCAGGCUCCAGACCCGGGCCAUAGCUUCAGCCCCAGUUCACUUCCCCUUUGGCAGCGGCCACCGGCACGGCCUGCCAGUAAGGCGCACUCCCAUUGGCCGCCUGUUCGAUGACGUCACGCAAGGGAGUAAGGGAGGCGAGGCGUUAAAAGGCGCAGGCUCUGGCGCAGGCUAG
Messenger RNA from Rangifer tarandus platyrhynchus (Svalbard reindeer), 378 nucleotides. NCBI's taxonomy places the organism in Eukaryota, Metazoa, Chordata, Mammalia, Artiodactyla, Cervidae. The record is from the annotation of a GenBank genome assembly.